Messenger RNA from Cladocopium goreaui, 843 nucleotides. The record is from the annotation of a GenBank genome assembly. NCBI's taxonomy places the organism in Eukaryota, Dinophyceae, Suessiales, Symbiodiniaceae.
AUGAAGAAGUUCUAUGAGCAGCAAUACAAGAAGCGGCUGGAGCAGGACAAUAUCAACUUGAGAUACUUGCCGAGUGUGAAAGACCGUUUGGAACAAGCAGGUACCCAGCUCUUGGGCGGAAUCAAUGGCUUCAAGGUGCUGAAGAACAGUUUCAAGAAGCUCUCAUCCAUGACCGCAGAGGAGAUUCUGGAGGCUUGCAGUGACCAACGUACAUUGCGUUUGAGUGCAGCCAGCAAAGAUAUUCCAAUCGAUUGGCGGCCUGGCUACCAGACAGUGGCCAUUCGAGACAUGCAACUGAAGCACAUGAAGCGGGUCGAUGUUGUCAUUGAGGUGCGAGAUGCUCGGAUACCAUGGACAACCACACACCCAGAUGUCCCAGAAUGGGCACGGCCACGACCACGGGUCAUCGUCCUCACCAAAGCUGAUCUUGUACCACCUUCUGCCUUGGAGGAAACGGUUCGCUACAUCAAAGAGAGCGAGCGGGAUCGUGGAGUUCCAGUUGUUCCUGUAGAUGCGAUGCUGGGGACCUUUGGCAUUGAGGAGCUUCGCGAGGAGUUAUUGAAAGCUGGUGCCUACGUAAAUCGAAGGCGAAAACGCCAGGGAAUCAAUCCGCGUGCCAUUCGCACUAUGAUGAUUGGCUUCCCCAAUGUUGGGAAAUCUUCCAUCAUCAAUCGCCUCACUGGGCGGAAAGUGGCUGCGAAGGAUGCUAGACCUGGACUUACCAGACGGUUGACGUGGCACAGAAUCGGUGGAUUCAGGAACACAGAGCUCGAAUUCCUGGAUGCACCUGGCUUCAUUCCGGUGGGCUUUGGCAGAAGGUUCACCAAGGACCGCAUGAUUUAG